This is a messenger RNA of Cottoperca gobio, 1083 nucleotides long. RefSeq names its product transmembrane and coiled-coil domains 1 (gene tmco1). Gene Ontology annotation, biological process: endoplasmic reticulum calcium ion homeostasis. Bases 151 to 717 code for a protein of 188 amino acids. Gene Ontology annotation, cellular component: endoplasmic reticulum; cytoplasm; endoplasmic reticulum membrane. NCBI's taxonomy places the organism in Eukaryota, Metazoa, Chordata, Actinopteri, Perciformes, Bovichtidae. Gene Ontology annotation, molecular function: calcium channel activity. The transcript has 7 exons. The record is from RefSeq and is a predicted model, not a curated record.
AGUACUUUUCAUAUGUAUGACCUCGUUACUAAUGCUGACACAACCCUAUGAGACCAAUGUAAUGUGCUCAUGGUGUAACUUCUAUUAACAGUAGACUACUUCUCGGUGUGGUCGGACAAACAGGACAGUAAACGGGACACUUAAAGCACCAUGAGCACCAUGUUUGCUGAUACUAUUCUCAUCGUGUUCAUCUCCGUUUGCACAGCCUUGUUAGCCGAAGGAAUUACCUGGGUUUUAGUGUAUCGUACUGAAAAGUACAAGAGGUUAAAGGCUGAAGUGGAAAAACAAAGCAAAAAACUUGAGAAGAAAAAGGAAACCAUCACAGAAUCUGCAGGACGUCAGCAGAAAAAGAAAAUUGAGAGACAAGAAGAGAAGCUGAAGAACAACAACAGAGACUUGUCUAUGGUUCGCAUGAAGUCCAUGUUCGCCAUAGGCUUCUGCUUUACAGCUCUGAUGGGCAUGUUCAACUCCAUCUUUGAUGGAAGAGUUGUGGCCAAGUUGCCGUUCACACCGCUCUCUUACAUCCAGGGACUGUCGCAUCGCAACCUGCUGGGAGAGGAUUACACUGACUGCUCCUUUAUAUUCCUCUACAUCCUCUGCACCAUGUCCAUCAGACAGAACAUUCAGAAGAUGCUCGGUCUCGCGCCUUCCAGAGCUGCAACUAAACAGGCCGGAGGCUUCCUGGGACCUCCACCCCAAGCAGCCAAGUUUUCCUAACCAUCAGACGGGUCUCACAGUGCUGUUCCUGCAGUCAUGCCUCCCUCAUCUGAGCACAGAGCACGGAACAAACAUAUUCUGUUGCAGCUACUGUACUACUGUGUACCUUCUGUUAGAUUUUUCAUUCAUAUUCUGUUUAUUUAACUUUAACAUUGUCUUACUUAGAAAUUAGAGGAAGAAAAUGAGUUCUUAAUGACAUUAAUUACAAAGGAUACAAAAGUCUACCUUGUAUUCAGCACAUGCCAUACAUUGUUAUGAGAUUUUAAUGAAUAAUUGGCACAGUAAACUCUGAUCCAUUAAUCAGUAUUAUUGUAUGUCAUUAUCUGUAUCCUAAUUUCUUACAUAUAAAUAAAGUUUUACUCUUUA